AUGAAAAAUAAUGAAACUCGUCCCACUGGAUCUGCUCUAUUCCCUGAAGCGAAUGUUGUAGCAGCACAUGAUCAGCCUGAAAUAAGGCAAAAUUAUUAUCGCGAUCGUGGUCGAGGCUAUGGUCGUGGAUGUGGGCGAGGACGUGGCAGAGGACGAAAUAAUUAUCGUCAUAAUGGUGGAAAUAAACAAGAGAAUAAUAAAGGUUCUCAAAAUAAUCCUUCAAAGGGUAAAAUUAAUAUUUGUCACCGAUGUGGAAUGGAAGUUCAUUGGGCACGUGUUUGUCGUAUGCCUGAUCAUUUUGUCAAACUUUAUCAAGCUUCCUUUAAAAGAAAAGAAAAUGAUGUGGAAGUACACUUGACCUUUCGAGGUGAUGAUGAUGAAGCAGCUCCAUCAAAUACAUAUGAUGAUUCUGAGGCAAAUUUUGCUUACAAUGAUGAUGACUUUAAGGGUCUCUCAGAUAUUAUCCAUUUGAAAGUUGAAGAUUUCUAUGAGAACAUUGAUUGA
This is a messenger RNA of Capsicum annuum, 504 nucleotides long. RefSeq lists its product as uncharacterized. Lineage: Eukaryota; Viridiplantae; Streptophyta; Magnoliopsida; Solanales; Solanaceae. Bases 1 to 504 code for a protein of 167 amino acids. The record is from RefSeq and is a predicted model, not a curated record. The transcript has a single exon.